UCCGCAGAAUGAACAAUAUUUGUAGACUAACUCUGCUUCAGCUUCUAAUAGCAGCUUCCUUGGCCAAGAAGCUAGUGAUUGUAUGGAAGACAUUCGAUUGUGUGAUAAAUCCAGAAAUCAUCCCAUCCCAUAGAUGCAUCAUCAUUGAACCCGAUAAAAAUCUGCUUACAGCCGAGAUAGAAUACAAUCGCGAUUUUAAGCACUAUAAUGCUAGCUUUGCAUUGCACUUGCCUCAACCGCCGUUUAAUGAAUUCACCAAGCACUUUGAGACGGAGAUUGAUAUUUGCGAGUUCUUUCGAGGAUCGUAUAAGAACAAGAACUUUAUUGGCCCCGCCUACAAAAGCAUGACAAGGAUUAGCAAUAUGCCUAAAGGAUGUCCACAGCGAAAGGGGCUUUACUACUAUCGCAACAUGAGCAUUGCAGAUAAUAUUCCAGCGUUUUUGCCAAGGAAUCCCAUCAAAAUCACACUGGAUUUCUAUUUGCUCAAGACUCCGAUUUUAAAUGUGACUCUAAUCGGACGUCUGGCAUAUACUACCAAGCACAAAAAGAAGCCUUAAGUGCUU
Drosophila albomicans is the source of this 563-nucleotide messenger RNA. RefSeq lists its product as uncharacterized. The coding region runs from base 9 to 557 and encodes 182 amino acids. The record is from RefSeq and is a predicted model, not a curated record. NCBI's taxonomy places the organism in Eukaryota, Metazoa, Arthropoda, Insecta, Diptera, Drosophilidae. The transcript is spliced from 3 exons.